GUGACGACCAACAGCAUCACAACUAGUUUAAAACUCACAGAAUGGCAGAGGCAGCUAGAUGUUAUUCCUUUCAUGGUGGAAUAAACGAUCGCAAGCAUCCUGAGGUCAGCCAUGGUGGACACAUUAGCAUAGAAGAUCUGAGAAUAGCACUUAAGGAUGAUACUAACGUGGUGCAAAUACGGCGUGACUUUGAAAGGUUGGGAAGACACUAUGAACUAAAAAUACUUGAUCAUUUGACUAAUAACAUCCCAAACUAUCCAACCCCCAUUGAAUUUCACAUCUCAGAGGUGACUCAUGUCACUAACAAUGACCAUCUUUUGGAAAUCAUGGCCUCGGGAGGAUUCAAGGCUCAUGAGAAGUUCUCGUGGUGGAGUGUGAAGAUUGAUGAAGGGAGUAUAAAAGCAGCUGAGGAGCGUUAUUUAGAGAAGGUGUUCCCAAAAAGAUCCCAAGAGCAAAAAGAAAGACAGGAGCCAUUCCUCUACAAAUUCACCAUAUCACCUGCAUUUCACAUUGACAAAUCACGCUAUGGCAACUUUCGCUUCACAUUUCCCCUGAAAGAACUUAUGGAAACAUACAAGGAGCAGAUGUGCAGAGGCCAAGACCCCGUUCUCAGGGAAUAUAAGACAGUGUUUUACAGGCAGGAGAUCAUGUAUGUUGUUCUCGUUCACAGCCCUAAAGACAAUGAGAGCUUUGAGAAUUUCCCAAAGAUUGAAAAAAGCUCAUUUGUAGAUUAUGAGGGAAAUCAAAUUGUCUGGAAAGCACAAGCCAUUGGUGAUGCCAUCAAUUUUAAACUGGUACUAAAUACAGAAGACCGAAUAGCUACGGCUGAACUUGUGCUUGAUCGUUUUUAUGUAUGGGAUCAUGUUAGCCUAGCAUUUCAUUUUGAUGAUGUAUUACGGUUCCCUCGAGAAACCCUUCAGAAGAGCAUCACCUGCUGUAAAUUGGAUAAAAUAAAUCUUGCAAAAGGGAGAACCUGCUCCUCUCUUGGAGAAGCAGAAGAAAUGCUUUCCAAAUAUUUGAUGUAAAAGCAACUUGCACAUUUAUAAAUAGCUGGUAAAUUUCAUAAACAGUUAGACUAUUUCAGUUUUAAAGUAGCGAAACGGAAAUAGUAUUUUCUUGUCAAACGUACUCCAGCGAUCUGUAUAAUUUACAUCAUAAAAAAUAUUUAUUUACAGUGUAGUCAUAAGAGGACAGUGGAAGUAAAGAUACUGAGUGAGCUUAAUAUUUUAUAGCUUCUCUCUUUUGACCUGAUUAGUGUUUUGUAAUCUUAAAUCAAUAUAAAAUAAUUUAUGAAUUGUAAUUACAUGAUCAAUUGUAAUCAAGAAAUUUCUGAAAAUUAUUACGUUUUUUGUAUUUUAUUUUGCUUGCUAUUUAUAUUUUCUUCUUGUUUAAGCAUUUUAAGAUAUGUUGUCUUCUGUAUUUAAUGUUUUCCCUGUAUUUUACUUUUACCAAUG
This is a messenger RNA of Carassius auratus (goldfish), 1454 nucleotides long. RefSeq names its product ghrelin/obestatin prepropeptide (gene ghrl). The coding region runs from base 42 to 1025 and encodes 327 amino acids. NCBI's taxonomy places the organism in Eukaryota, Metazoa, Chordata, Actinopteri, Cypriniformes, Cyprinidae. The transcript has 2 exons. Gene Ontology annotation, cellular component: extracellular region. Gene Ontology annotation, molecular function: growth hormone-releasing hormone activity. The record is from RefSeq and is a predicted model, not a curated record.